ACGCUGUCCACUUGGUCCCAACGUUGGACCAACCACUCCACGUGCAACAAUCCACCGCAGGCACGAUUUCACCACCAUUGGCAACUGAUUUGGCAGCUUCGCCGCCAACUUUCAGCGGGGAUUCGACGUCAUGGUCAAGACUCGAGAGACUCGACCCGUUGACGUUCGCGGACUUCCAAUGGAUGUCCCUUCCCCUGACCGGUCGAUUGCCGAAACCGCAUUGCAACGUGCUCAUGGCACAAUUGCAGGAUUACUUGCGCACUGCAGUACCAGCUCCGUUGAUGGAUGCCGGAGUAGAGGUUGUCGACCUUCACGACUACGUUGUGAAGAUCGACCACGAGUUCAAGACACAAUGGUACGACGACAUCGACGCGCCAUUGUUGUACAUAUGCAUUCAGAUCGGAGAGUCGACGCUUUGAUCGACUGUGGAGCUACUCGCAACUAUAUGAGCCAAGACUUUAUGGUACGCGUUGGCCUUGGGUCAUGCGUUCGGAGGAAGUCGCAGCCCACGCAAGUCACGUUGGCCGACGGUCACACGUCCAAGUCAAUCGACCGGUGCAUUGAUUCCGUCCCCGUGUACUUUGGCCCCCAUGCAAGCGAGGCCGUGUCCUUCGACAUUUUGGACACCCUGUUCGACAUGAUUUUGGGUAUGUCAUGGCUGCAAAGCGAAUAUCACCCAGUGAUCUUCUAUCGCCGCACCGUUCACGUUCGUGAUCGGAAUGGAGUACUAGUCCCAUGCACGGUGCCUCCUCCCCACCCUUCGAUCAACUGCCAUGUGGUGUCCUCCGCAAGCGUUCGAGCUUCCAUCACCAGGGAUAACAUCGAGGAGAUGGGGGUGUGUUUUCUCCACGCCCUCCCUCCCCAUGACAUCCCAUCGACGAAUGCAUCACCGGACCCACGCAUCACCGAGCUUCUCGACGCUUACGACGACGUGUUCGAAGCCCUGCACGGAGUAGUACCGGAUCGGCCCAUCCGCCACGAGAUCAUCCUCGAGGUCGGGGUCAUACCUCUGCAUGGUUGCCUUUACCGCAUGAGCGAGGAAGAGUUAAGCGUGCUACGGGCACAACUCGACGACCUUCUUGAGAAAAGCCGGAUUCGGCCUAGCUCUUCGCCAUACGGUGCUCCCGUUCUCUUCAUCCGAAAGAAGAACAAGGACUUGUGGUUGUACAUUGAUUAUCGCAAGCUCAACGUGCAAACAGUCAAGAACGUCGGCCCUCUCCCGCGCAUCGACGACCUUCUCGAACGGCUGGGCGGCGCUAAGUUCUUCUCCAAGCUUGACCUCAAAUCGAGAUAUCAUCAACUUGAGAUCCAGCAGGAAGACCACUACAAGACCGCCCAGAGUUUGGACGAGUAUGUGGAGCACAUGCACACCGUUUUGGAACAGCUACAACAAGCCAAGUACAAAGCCAACCGCGACAAAUGCAAAUUCGCGAGGCAAGAGCUCGAGUACUUGGGCCAUUUUGUGAUGCCGCAAGGCAUCCGUCCGCUCGCGGACAAGAUUGAGGCCAUCCGAGAAUGGCCUGAGCCCACCAACACCACAAAAGUUUGUUCAUUCAUGGGGUUGGCAGGCUACUAUCAAUGCUUCAUCAUCGGGUACUCAAGGAUUGCCGCACCAUUGACGAGAUUACAGUCGCCGAAGGUGCCAUUCGUAUUCGAUGACAACGUGCGCCGGUCAUUCCAAGCACUCAAGACGGCCGUGCUCAUGGCACCCGUCCUUAGCAUCUACGACCCCACUUUGCCAACGAGAGUGACAACUAACGCUUCUGGCUAUGGCAUUGGGGCAGUCUUGGAACAACACGACGGCGACGACUGACACCACGUGGAGUAUUUUAGCCACAAGGUGCCCCCCAUCAACUUACUCGAUGAUGCAAGGAAGAAGGAGCUGCUCCCAUUCGUGAUGGCUCUCAAGCGCUGGCGACACUUCCUCCUUGGGCGUCGUAGGUUCACAUGGGUCACUGACAACAACCCGUUGACCUACUACAAGAUGCAGGAUACGGUGAGCAACACGAUUGGACGAUGGAUGUACUUCAUCAACCAAUUUGACUUCACACCGAAACAUCUCGUCGGCCUCUCCAAUCGCGCAACAAAUGCACUCUCGCGAA
This is a messenger RNA of Chara braunii, 2102 nucleotides long. NCBI's taxonomy places the organism in Eukaryota, Viridiplantae, Streptophyta, Charophyceae, Charales, Characeae. The record is from the annotation of a GenBank genome assembly.